Messenger RNA from Iphiclides podalirius (scarce swallowtail), 4062 nucleotides. NCBI's taxonomy places the organism in Eukaryota, Metazoa, Arthropoda, Insecta, Lepidoptera, Papilionidae. The record is from the annotation of a GenBank genome assembly.
AUGGGUGUUAAGAAUGAGGAAUAUUUUGACAAGACCGCGAAAAAGACUAAGCAGACCGAAUCGAAGAAAGUUCCAGGCUUUCUUUCGCGAUUACUUUUCUUUUGGACUUUUCCAUAUUUUUAUUACGGCAAUCGUCGGGAUCUAGAAGAAUACGAUCUAGUGCCUGCGAAAUCUGAGUAUAGUUCAAAGUUGGUUGGUGAUGAGCUUGAAAGAAAUUGGUUAUUAGAAGAGGCGGCUGCCAAGGCUGCCGGUAGAAAGCCAUCGUUCAUUGGCACUUUAAGAAGAACCUUUUUUUGGUCAUUUAUUCCUGCUGGGAUUAUUCAAUUUCUGUCAGUUGGCAUUCGGACGACGACGCCACUUCUCUUCUCGGAGUUGCUUAAUUUCUGGUCCGUAAAUUCAACAACAAGUAGGGAGACCGCUACUUAUUACGCCAUCGGAAUGAUAUUAUGCAAUUGGCUGGCUGCCUUCAUGGGUCAUCACGGCAAUUUUCUGAGCCAGCAAUUCGGCAUGAAGUUGAGAGUCGCUGUCAGUUCUUUGAUGUUCAGAAAGAUCAUGCGGAUGAACAACGGCUCGUUAGGAGAGACGACCGCCGGAAAAGUAGUGAACAUCUUGUCUAACGAUCUCCAACGCUUCGAUUUAGCUUUCCUUUUCCUCCAUUAUACAUGGAUUAUUCCAAUCCAGUUAGUCGCGGUGUGCUACCUUGGCUAUAUGCAAGCCGGUAGUGCUGCUCUCAUCGGGUUGGCGGCUUUAAUUAUCAUCGCGUUGCCAAUACAAGGUGGUCUUGGACAAUAUCUUGGUAAAAUAAGAUUUCGGACGGCAGAAAAAACUGAUGAACGUGUUAAAUUGAUGAGUGAAGUUAUUAACGGCAUACAGGUUAUUAAAAUGUACGCUUGGGAAAUUCCAUUUCAAAAAGUAGUUGGUCAAAAGCGAAUGGACGAACUGAAAGAAAUAAGAGUAGCUUCUAUCUUAAGAGUAAUUUUCCUCGGAUUUAUGCUGUUUACAGAGAGAGCAGCCCUUUUUGUAACAGUUCUUGCUCUUGUAUUAUUGGGAAAUGUCAUGACUGCGAAUGUGAUUUACCCUUUGCAACAAUUUAUGAAUGCCGCGCAAUUAAACAUAACGUUAAUUUUACCUCUAGUGUUAACAUUUACCAUUGAAUUACUGGUUUCACUGAAGAGAGUAGAAGAAUUUCUAAUACUUGAGGACCGUUUCGACUUUAAUGAUACGACGGUACCACAAUCAAAACUGUUCCGGAAUAUAUCAAGCUUGAAAGACCCCAAGGACUCCUCUGUUAGACCUCUUUCUUACCAACCAUAUUCAGAAUUAUUUUCAAUGGAAGGUCCUUUGAGGAAGGAUAGGAUAUUUAGAAGGAGCCUGUCGCAGCCUUGUUUCGACAUGGCGGUAGAAUUGCGGGACGUAAGCGCCAGUUGGACUGGUGACCCGAAUUUCUUGGCACUGAAGAAUAUCUCCGUACGCAUACGCAAAGGAAAGCUUUGCGCAAUCAUAGGGGCCGUGGGGUCAGGCAAGUCCUCUAUCUUGCAACUACUACUGAAAGAAUUGCCUGCGGCAACCGGCAGCAUUUCCGUGUACGGAAAAGUCUCGUACGCUUGCCAAGAGGCGUGGCUGUUUCCGAGUACAGUUAGAGAAAACAUUUUAUUCGGCUUGCCUUACGACAAGGAGAAAUACAAACAAGUUUGUCGGGCUUGCUCUCUGGAAAAGGAUUUCAAACAGUUUCCUUACGGCGAUCAAACUCUUGUGGGUGAGAGGGGUGUAUCCCUCUCAGGGGGUCAGCGGGCCCGAAUCAAUUUGGCCCGCGCCGUCUACAGAGAAGCUGAUGUUUACCUUCUGGAUGAUCCAUUGUCCGCCGUGGACGCAAAUGUGGGUCGACAGCUGUUUGAGGGCUGCAUUAAUGGCUACCUCAGUGGACGCACGAGGAUAUUAGUCACUCAUCAGAUACACUUCCUCAAAGCCGCUGAUUUCAUCAUUGUUUUAAGCGAGGGUGGCAUCCAAAAUAUGGGGACUUUCGAUGAUUUGGUGUCGUCUAAUGCAGACUUUGCUUCAUUGAUGAACUCUUUACAAGAAGGAAAAGACAAAGACGCAGAAAACAAAUUGGUUACAAAAAUGGAGGAAAAGGAGAACCCCAAGUAUUUAAGGGCAGUGUCGAUAAAUGAAGGAGAAGAGCUAGAGCAAUUUGAAGAACAGAAAAUGGCUGCAGAAGAGAGACAAUCUGGGAAUCUUCGUUGGGAAGUUAUCACGAUGUAUUUUAAGUCCGGCGGCAGUAUUUUCUUUAUAAUUUUCACGUUCUUUGCGAUAUUCCUUGCGUCUGCAGCAGCUGGUGCCACGGAUUACUGGGUCAGCUUCUGGUCUAACCAAAUGGCAGAAUACGAAGAUUCGGUAGGGGAUGCGGAAAUGGAACCGGGAUUAGAUGUGCAGGUCGGUGCCCUGACAACUGGCCAAUAUUUGAUCAUACAUGGCUGCUUGGUUUUGAUCAUUGUUUUGUUCACCAACCUCCGAGCCAUACCUUUUGUUCAGUUAGUUAUUAACGCUUCGAAAAAAUUGCACGACAUGAUGUUUUCCACAAUGAUAAAGGGGAUCAUGCGUUUCUUUGACACCAGUUCUUCGGGUCGGAUACUUAAUCGUUUUACCAAGGAUAUGGGCGCAGUAGAUGAGAUAUUACCUAGAACUCUGCUUGAUGUUCUGCAAAUCUUUGGAACUUUGGGCGCAAUACUCGUCCUUAAUGCUAUAGCGUUGUAUUGGACAUUAAUACCUUCAAUAGUACUACUGACAUUCUUUGUGUUUUUCGUUAAACUCUAUUUAAAAGCUGCUCAAGGAAUUAAGCGACUCGAAAGUGUCACAAAAAGUCCUGUGUUUGGUGUGGUUACGUCGUCGCUGAAUGGGAUUGCUACUAUAAGAUGUUGCGAUGCUCAAAAUCGCCUAAUUGGUGACUUCGACGGACAUCAGGAUUUGCACACGUCUGCGUGGUACGGUUACUUGGGUGGAGGAAGCGCAUUUGGAUUUUAUUUAGAUACAAUGUGCUUAAUUUAUCUAGCAACUAUUAUUUUUGUCUUCCUAUACCUUGACUUCGGUGAUGUGAUGACAGUGGGCAGCGUGGGGCUGGCGGUGACCCAGAGUAACACUCUCACUGCAAUGUUGCAACAUGGCGCACGCAUGUUAGUAGAGUACUUGGCCCAGCUUACUAGUGUCGAGCGCGUACUGGAGUACACCCGGGUGGAAACCGAAAAAAAUCUAUUCGACGCACCGACACCAAUCCCACCGACGUGGCUUUCAGAGGGAAGGAUUGUAUUUCAAGAUGUGAGCUUACGUUAUGCCCCGAAUGAAGCUCCGGUGCUCAAGAACCUAAACCUAGUCAUUAAUAGUGGUUGGAAGGUGGGAAUUGUUGGCAGGACUGGUGCCGGCAAGUCUUCCCUAAUAUCUGCGUUAUUCCGUUUUGCCUAUAUCGAUGGAACCAUAUCUAUAGACGGUAUCGACACCGCUAUGAUCUCAAAACAGGGCUUGCGAUCUAAAAUCUCCAUCAUCCCGCAAGAACCAGUUUUAUUUUCAGCCACAAUUAGAUACAAUCUUGACCCAUUUAAUAUAUAUAGCGACGAGGAUCUUUGGAGAGCUCUAGAACAGGUAGACAUGAAGUCAGCGGUUCCCUCUUUAGAUUUUAAAGUAACAGAAGGCGGUGCUAAUUUCUCUGUGGGCCAGAGACAACUCAUGUGCUUGGCACGAGCUGUGCUGCGAUCAAAUAAAUUAUUAAUCAUGGACGAAGCUACGGCAAACGUAGAUCCGCAGACGGAUAACUUCAUCCAGCAAACGAUACGGCGUCAGUUCGCCUCGUGCACUGUCCUCACUAUUGCGCAUCGGUUGAACACCAUCAUGGAUUCAGACCGCGUCCUAGUGAUGAGUAGCGGCAGUGUUGCCGAAUUCGACCAUCCCUACAGGCUGCUCUCGGAUCCUAAUAGCAGUUUCUCGAGCAUGGUCCGUGAAACUGGAGAGAAAAAUAGUCGUCAGUUGUUCCAAGUUGCCAAAGAUGCAUAUUCAAAGAGCAAUCUGGAAAAGAAG